AUGCGGCGUCAAUACCGGCUCCUCCUCUCAAACAUCCCGCUGAGCUCCACGGCGCAAAGGCGCCUCGGGGCCUCAACCGCCCGAUCGCCGCCUCGCGACACCCCCAGUUCCGCCGCCGUCCCACGUCGAAAGGUGCUGCAGCCUACCCCGCACACAGACAAUGACUGUAGAAGCGCUCAUCCAGGCGGAUGCAGGAGACGGGCGCCCGAGCGCAAAAGCGGCUCCGCCGGAUCCUUCUCCUUCACGCCGGCCAGCGAGGGCUCAAAGCCGCGGGCGGCACUAUUGCACCCACACACAGUCAGUGAAACACACGCAUGGGCCUCACUUCAUCCGGUGCAGACUUCGUGUCAAAUUUCAGCGGCAGGGAGCAGGGCCGGCUGUCACUUCGGACGAGUUACAUCAACUUCUUCCCCGCAGAGGCAGAGCACACCACCGCGGCGGCUUCUGCUCGCAUAG
Molecule: messenger RNA, 456 nt
Organism: Trypanosoma conorhini
Lineage: Eukaryota; Euglenozoa; Kinetoplastea; Trypanosomatida; Trypanosomatidae
Exons: 1
Coding region: 1-456 (151 amino acids)
Source: RefSeq, a predicted model, not a curated record